AGAUAUAUACGUGAUGUUUAUGACAUAUCUUGACAUUACGCUCGCAAUAACGUUUUAAUUGCUGUACACUUAGUAUCCUGAUUAUAUUGUGUUCGGCUUAAACAUAUUUAGUGUGUUACCGUAAUUCAAAAAAAUGAUAGACGCAAAAAUUAUCGAUAUCGAUGUGCAGGAUAUAAGAUUUCCAACAUCCUUGCAACAAGAUGGAAGCGACGCAAUGCAUACUGAUCCUGAUUACUCCUGUGCAUAUGUAACGAUCAAAACAGACAAAGAAUACGAAGGAUAUGGCCUCACAUUUACUCUAGGAAGAGGAACUGAAAUUGUUGUACUAGCAUGUAAAUCCUUGUUUAAAAUUGUGAAAAAUCGUACAACAAGAGAGAUUUAUACCAACUUUGCGAAAUUUUGGAGAGAGUUAACAUCUGAUCCACAAUUGAGAUGGAUUGGACCAGAGAAGGGCGUGAUACAUCUAGCUACAGCUGCUAUUAUAAAUGCAUUGUGGGAUUUAUGGGCACGUAUGGAAAAUAAACCAGUCUGGAAGCUUCUAGUAGAUAUGACACCUAAAGAACUCGUUUCUACUGUGGAUUUCAGAUAUAUUAAAGAUGUAGUGACCGAAGAACAGGCGAUAGAAAUGCUUCGGAAUAAUUACAUAUCUAAAAAUACUCAAGAAUUAAAGCUGAAAAAACACGGAUUUCCCGCGUACACAACUCAGAUCGGAUGGCUGGGCUACAGUGAUGAAAAGGUCGAAGAACUCUGUAAAUUGUACUUGGAUCGCGGUUUUACGGCGUUCAAAGCAAAAGUGGGUCAAAAUUUGGACGAUGACAUUAGAAGAUGCGAAGUGAUACGUAGAGUGAUCGGCUACGAAAAUAAAUUGAUGCUGGACGCAAAUCAAGUCUGGGAAGUGGAUGAAGCGAUAGAAUGGAUGGCAAAGCUGGCGAAGUAUAAACCCUUGUGGAUAGAAGAACCAACAUCUCCCGACGAUAGCUUUGGACACAGUCGAAUAAAAGAUGAAUUAAUGAAAUAUAACAUUGGAGUUGCUAGCGGUGAAAUGUGCGCGAACCGCGUCCUAUUUAAACAAUUUCUGAUAUUUGGAAUUAAUUUUUGUCAAAUCGAUUCGGCAAGAAUCGGUGGAAUUAAUGAAAUUUUGGCCGUAUAUUUUAUGGCAAAAAAAUUGAACAUACCAGUAUGCCCACACGCUGGUGGAGUAGGCUUGUGUGAAAUGGUGCAACAUCUUCAAAUGUGGGAUUAUAUUUGCUUAAGUCAAACCUCUGAAAAUCGUAUGAUCGAAUAUGUAGAUCAACAACACGAACAUUUUGAAAAUCCUACCCAUAUUAAAAACGCUCAUUAUAUGCCACCUUUGAAUCCUGGAUAUUCAACUAAGCUCAAGAACAAGUGUAUCUUAGAAUAUGCUUAUCCAGAAGGUACAUAUUGGAAAUCCAAAGAAUAAAAAUUCUAACGAAAUAAAUCUGACGAGAUUUUUGGAUAAAUAAAUUUAUAAAGAAUUCAUAUAAAUUAUAGUAAUACUAAUAAUAAAUUCAUAUAAAUUAGUUUUUAAUAUUUUGGUAAAAAUGUUCUGUAUGUCUAUAUACAUCUUGUAAUUCGAAUAAAAUGUAAAACAUAUCUAUAAAGUAACUUUAUAUAAAAAUAAAA
This is a messenger RNA of Nylanderia fulva, 1644 nucleotides long. RefSeq names its product mitochondrial enolase superfamily member 1-like. Gene Ontology annotation, molecular function: L-fuconate dehydratase activity; magnesium ion binding. The record is from RefSeq and is a predicted model, not a curated record. Gene Ontology annotation, biological process: carbohydrate catabolic process; amino acid catabolic process. Lineage: Eukaryota; Metazoa; Arthropoda; Insecta; Hymenoptera; Formicidae.